GCGUCGGGCUGCCCGCCGGCGUGCGAGUGCAAGUGGCGCUCGGGCAAGGAGGCGGCGUGGUGCCGCAACGUGACGGCCGUGCCCGCCGGCCUGGACGCGGGCACGCAGCUGCUCGACCUGUCGGGCAACGCGCUGGCGCCGCUGGCGGCGCGCGCCUUCGUGUCGCGCGGGCUGGCCCACCUGCAGCGCCUGCACCUGGCGCGCUGCGGGCUGCGCGCGCUCGCCGCCGCCGCGCUCGCCGGGCUCGCCAAUCUGGUGGAGCUGGACGUGAGCGGCAACCUGCUGCUGGCCGUGCCCUCGGCCGCCUUCCAGCCAGUGCCCGAGCUGCGCGAACUGCGCCUGUCCGCCAACCCGCUCGACCGCCUGCCCGCGCGCGCCUUCCACCUGCUGCCCCGGCUCGUGCGGCUCGAGCUCUCCAACUGCCGCAUCAGCCGCAUGGACCCGCGAGCCUUCGAAGGUGUCGAGUCCUCUCUCGAGUGGCUGCGACUGGACGGCAACGAGCUGACCGGCACGGAGUCCGGGGUGUCGGCGCUGACGACGCUGCGCGCGCUGCACGGCCUGGCGCUGGCCGGCAACCCCUGGAACUGCAGCUGCGCGCUGCGGCCGCUGCGCCGCUGGCUCACCGAGCAGCGCGUGCCCCUGGGCGACGAGCCGCCCGCGUGCCGCGAGCCGGCGAGGCUGCGCGGCCGCGCCUGGGACCGCCUGUCCGCCGAGGACUUCGCCUGCCGGCCGCGGCCCGCGCCGCCGCCCCUCGUCAGCGCGCAGGAGGGCGGCGCCGCCCAGCUGCGCUGCCCCGUCAGCGCGGACCCGCCGCCCACCGUCAAGUGGCUGUGGCGCGGCCGGCCGCUCGUCAACAGGUCGUCGCCGGGCCGGUACGUGGUGAACGCGUCCGGGGGCGCGCUGACCGUGCUGCGGCUGGAGGCGUCGGACGCGGGCUCGUACCAGUGCGUGGGCGAGAACCGCGCGGGCCGCGCGCUGGGCGCCGUGACGCUGGAGGUGCGCCGGCGCGCCGCGGCGCCGCCC
This is a messenger RNA of Schistocerca gregaria, 1023 nucleotides long. Its product is annotated as chondroadherin-like protein. The transcript has 4 exons. Lineage: Eukaryota; Metazoa; Arthropoda; Insecta; Orthoptera; Acrididae. The record is from RefSeq and is a predicted model, not a curated record. Gene Ontology annotation, molecular function: protein binding. The annotation marks the transcript as partial.